GGCUGCGGCGGGCUCUGUCCCGCGCUCAUGGCCGGCCCAAGUUGGCGGCGGUCCUCGCCGUUGCUGAGGCGCUGAGCGGCUCCCCUUAAAUCUCCUCCGGCGCCGACAUGCCGCGCAGGCUGGAUAAAUUUUUGCAAAUCGCCCCGCAUUCCUUGGCUAUCGUGCUGAGCCCCUGCGGCGGGGAUGAAGCCGCGCCGCUCGAACAAGCAAUCCGAGCGCAGCGAGAAGGCGACGCCGACGGGGAAGCGGGACGGGGAAGCCGGGCGGAAGGCGAGCCCGCGGCGGACAGCGAACUGGGGCGGCACCAUAUCGGCUACGAGAUCUUCGCCGACUUCAAGCAGGGCAACAUGCAGCACUUCUGGAACCAGAAGGUGACCGCGGCCGUGGCCGAGACCUUUUUCUUAGGCUGGAUCGACGAGCAGGUGCUGCUGAUCCAGGGCAAGGAGGAGCACCUGGAGGCGCUGCGCGAGGGUUGGAUGCGCAGGGCUCUCAAACCCCCCGCCGGCUUCCAGAUCAAAUGCCUGG
Messenger RNA from Thamnophis sirtalis, 525 nucleotides. NCBI's taxonomy places the organism in Eukaryota, Metazoa, Chordata, Lepidosauria, Squamata, Natricidae. The record is from RefSeq and is a predicted model, not a curated record.